This is a messenger RNA of Triplophysa dalaica, 1145 nucleotides long. RefSeq names its product fibroblast growth factor 1a (gene fgf1a). The record is from RefSeq and is a predicted model, not a curated record. The coding region runs from base 429 to 884 and encodes 151 amino acids. NCBI's taxonomy places the organism in Eukaryota, Metazoa, Chordata, Actinopteri, Cypriniformes, Nemacheilidae. Gene Ontology annotation, cellular component: cytoplasm. Gene Ontology annotation, molecular function: fibroblast growth factor receptor binding; growth factor activity. Gene Ontology annotation, biological process: positive regulation of protein phosphorylation; fibroblast growth factor receptor signaling pathway; animal organ morphogenesis. The transcript is spliced from 3 exons.
CAUACUAUUACUAUUUUAAAAAGAACAUCAUAAAUAAGAACAUUUCUCCCAACAUCAAAUGACAAUUUAGUUCUUAAUAAGCCAUAAAAAAUAAACAAUCGAUACAUUUUAUGCACUGUGAUUUUGUAUGUUUCCUAAACAUUAUAAUGGCAUAUUUAUAAAAGUGCGCAUCCCAUCGGACUGCAGUAAGUCUCGGGUGAGUGAACACAAACACUCGCGUCAUCCAAUAUUGGCUGUGCUUCAAAACAGAAGCUGACUAGCUAGAUCGCUUUCAGGGCCUAUCAGGCGCGUUCCCGAGCUAACUGUCUCCGAAAACCGUCUCGAUAGUUCGCUUGCUGGGUUUAGUGAGUCGUGAUACGACCGUUUAUCUGUUUUUAGAUAGAGCUUAAGUUAGACAGUAGAUCGUUGAUUUCAGACUGCACGGCGGUAUGUCAGAGGCCGAUGUUACAGCAUUUUCACCAGAGACUUUCGAGCUGCCCGACUACACGGAGCUCAAGCGCUUGUACUGUAUGAAUGGAGGCUAUCACCUUCAGAUCCUGCAGGACGGGACAGCAUCUGGGACACGAGAGGAAAAUAUCUACAGUAUAGUGCGAGUUAAAGCCACAAGUCCUGGAGUGGUCGUUAUUAAAGGAACUGAGACAGGACAAUACCUCGCCAUGAAUGAAGAUGGCAAGCUGUAUAGCUCAACAUCCGUAACUGAUGAAAGUUACUUUUUGGAGAGAAUGGAGGAAAACCACUACAAUACAUAUAAGUCUCGCACGCAUGGUGAAAACUGGUAUGUUGGAAUUAAAAAGAAUGGGAAAACAAAACUUGGCCCAAGAACACACGUCGGACAAAAGGCAGUUUUCUUCCUCCCUCGACAAGCGGACCAGGUACAGGACUGAAGCCCAUGACCUGCUACUUAAACCAAUGUAAACAAAUGUGAACUGACAACAUGCAUCCAACUUAAACUCCAAACUAACACUAAUAUGAUAUCUCCUAAAAAUAAUAUACACAACGGCCACUUUAUAAGGUAUAGUUUGCUAGGACAGCCUUUAAUUCCCUUAUGCUUUCAGAUUGAAGAAUCGUUCAGAAUAGUUCUUCAUGACAUAGUUUUUCAGACAAGGCAGCAGGUGAUAGGUCCUCUGUGGUGCAUUUCUAUCACC